Messenger RNA from Cajanus cajan (pigeon pea), 3350 nucleotides. Its product is annotated as para-aminobenzoate (PABA) synthase family protein. NCBI's taxonomy places the organism in Eukaryota, Viridiplantae, Streptophyta, Magnoliopsida, Fabales, Fabaceae. The record is from RefSeq and is a predicted model, not a curated record. Gene Ontology annotation, biological process: 4-aminobenzoate biosynthetic process; folic acid-containing compound biosynthetic process; L-tryptophan biosynthetic process. Gene Ontology annotation, cellular component: cytoplasm. Gene Ontology annotation, molecular function: aminodeoxychorismate synthase activity.
ACUGCUCAACUUAAAGAAACUCCCUCUCCACUCUCCACCACCCGCCCCGAAUCCCCGACGCCACAAACAUCCUUUUGCUUCUCCCGCGCGAUCUGAGUCAUGCCUAUUUCUUCCUCCUUCUGAUCUGUCAAUCUGUAACUCCUUUUUCACAUAAGGAACACACAGACAAAUACACGUGACUCUACAUGUGCCUUUGUCUCUCUGCUCAUCUCAUUUUUUCUUCGAUAUAUAAUUUUGCGGUGUUUGGACACCUUUCCUUGCGAAAAUGAAUUCCUAUUCGUCUUUGCGUUUGUUUUCUUCCGAGCUCACAUGUCCUGCGAGUGAAUCCAUGCACUACGCGAAUGUGAACUUUCUUCUGUCCAGGUCAUCGUUAAGGGUUCCUUGUUUCAUUAAGAAAGGUGAUAUGCGAGUAUCUUGCCGAUUGAUGCAUAGCCACAACGAGGAGUCGUAUGAAAGAAAGGAAAGGCUACAGGUGUCUGUACCGAGGGCAGGUUUUGUGAGGACAUUGUUGAUUGACAACUAUGACAGUUACACGUAUAAUAUAUACCAGGAGCUAUCUGUUAUCAAUGGUGUCCCUCCUGUGGUGAUCCAAAAUGAUGAUUGGACAUGGGAAGAAAUUUGCCAUUACUUAUACGAAGAAAAUGCUUUUGAUAACAUUGUAAUAUCACCUGGUCCUGGUUCUCCAGCAUGCCCAGAAGAUAUAGGCAUUUGUCUUCAGCUAUUGCUUAAAUGCUGGGAUAUUCCUAUUCUGGGUGUAUGCCUAGGACACCAGGCAUUAGGUUAUGUGCAUGGAGCUCAAAUUGUCCAUGCAUCUGAACCAAUCCAUGGACGUUUGAGUGAAGUUGAGCACAAUGGCUGCCAGCUUUUUCGGGAUAUACCUUCUGGUAGAAAUUAUGGUUUCAAGGUGGUUCGAUAUCAUUCACUUGUUAUAGAUUCUGAAUCACUUCCUGAAGAGCUCAUUCCAAUAGCAUGGACUUCUUCCACUAACACACUUCCAUAUGUUGGGUCCAAAGAUUCUGGCAAGUCCAAUACUCACGAAGCUCAGACAGAUCAAAGCAUUUUCAUUGAUCCUUUUAUAGAUAAAGUAGGAAAUGGAAGUUCAAACCAUUUUGAUUAUGAAAAAACUAGAAGUGCAAGAGUUCUUAUGGGAAUCAGGCAUUCUACAAGACCACACUAUGGUGUGCAGUUUCAUCCAGAGAGUGUUGCUACCUGCCAUGGAAGUCAAAUAUUCAAGAAUUUUAGAGAGAUUACAGAAGAUUAUUGGCUGAGAAUGAGAUUUAAGCUAUCAUACAAGGAAAAACAUGCACGUGCUGAUGCAUGCAUGCAGGUUUCAAUUGCUAAUAGACUCUACAGAGAGGUUUGUAGAAGUGUUAGUGCAGAGAAUAAUACAGUGGAUCAGUUAAAAAAAGUAAUUCAUGCAAAUAGACAUUUGGAAUAUAAUAAAGUUGAGAUGAAGCAUUUAGAAAUGUUCAACAUGGUAAAUAAUCAUCCUGCAAACACUGGCUAUAAAUGUUUGAAGUUGAAAUGGAGGAAACUUGGUCACUUGGCUGGUCAGGUUGGUGGAGCAAAAUGUAUAUUCUAUGGGUUGUUUGGACAUGAAGCUAAAAACACCUUUUGGUUGGAUAGCUCCUCCACAGAGAAGGGAAGAGCACGGUUUUCAUUUAUGGGAGGAAAAGGUGGACCACUUUGGAAGCAAUUAACGUUCAGAUUGUCUCAUCAAAGUGACAGGAGUUCAAAAUGCGGUGGUUAUUUGUCAAUGGAAGAUUCUCAAGGUUCUGCUGAAACAAUAUUCUUGGAAGAAGGUUUUCUUGAUUUUUUGAACAAGGAGCUUCAAUCAUAUCGUUACGAUAAAAAUGAUUAUGAAGGCCUGCCUUUUGACUUUCACGGUGGAUAUGUUGGUUAUAUCGGGUAUGACCUCAAAGUUGAAUGUGGUGUCACAUCUAACCGUCACAAAUCUAAAACUCCAGAUGCAUGUUUUUUCUUUGCUGAUAAUCUUGUGGCUAUUGACCACAAAAAUGACGAUGUUUAUAUAUUGGCUAUACGUGAAGAAAGUUCAAGUAUUUCACAGUGGUUGGAUGACACACAGGACAAACUUCUCAGCUUAAAUGGCUCUGUGAGAAUGUCUUUGGAAAGACAGAACUCUCAUCCUCUGACUUCUUCCUCAUGUAAGGCUGAUUUUGCAGCUGAAAAAUCUAGAGGGCAGUACAUUGAGGAUGUUAAGAAGUGUCUAAACUACAUUAAAGAUGGAGAAAGUUAUGAGUUAUGCCUUACAACUCAGAUAAGGAAACCAAUUGCAAAAUUGAAUUCUCUUGGACUUUAUCUGCAUUUGAGAGAAAGGAAUCCAGCACCUUAUGCUGCUUGGCUUAAUUUUUCAAAGGAGGAUCUGUAUAUUUGCUGUUCAUCUCCUGAGAGGUUCCUGCAGUUGGAUAGGAACAAUAUACUAGAAGCUAAGCCCAUCAAGGGUACAAUAGCUCGUGGUGCUACCAAAGAGGAAGAUGAGCAACUCAAAUUAAAAUUACAGUUCAGCGAAAAGGACCAGGCUGAAAACCUGAUGAUUGUUGACCUUCUAAGGAAUGACCUUGGUCGUGUCUGUGAUCCUGGAUCUGUUCAUGUGCCGCAUCUCAUGGAUGUGGAAUCAUAUGCAACUGUUCACACAAUGGUGAGUACAAUUCGUGGGAAGAAGCGGUCAGAUGUCAGUGCUGUAGACUGUGUCAAAGCUGCAUUUCCCGGUGGUUCAAUGACAGGUGCACCUAAGUUGAGGUCAAUGGAAAUUCUUGAUUCUAUUGAAAGUUGUUCUCGAGGUAUCUACUCAGGCUGUAUUGGCUUUUUCUCGUAUAAUCAGACAUUUGAUUUAAAUAUUGUCAUAAGAACAGUCAUAAUACAUGACGGUGAAGCUUCAAUUGGAGCUGGAGGGGCAAUUGUUGCUCUGUCAAACCCUGAAGAUGAGUAUGAAGAGAUGGUCUUGAAAACAAAAGCCCCAACAAGGGCUGUGAUGCAUUUUGAUUAGAGCUCAAGGUUAUAAACAAUACGAUUCAUUUCAUCACACUAGUUUCACACUUCCGUAGAAUAGUAAAGAAUGUUGUAGUAUAGCUUAGCAAUAUUCAAUUGUUUUAGGGUUAGAAAUCAGUUGGUUUUCUUUUCAAACAGGUGGGUUUUUUGUUUUUGUUUUUUUUAAUAGAAGCAUAUAGAUGAAUUAUACAAGUAAUAUUUAUGCAAACAUAAAUUGACUACACUUUAGGCUUGCUAGGUUACACUUCAGGUUUUUCUUUACUACAAUGCUAGUUGAAUGAAUUCCCGGUGUUUCCAUUGUAUUCAUUAAUUUCCUAGUGAAAUUGGUGACCUUUUGUUAA